AUGCCCGGAGCACUUUCCCAGUGGCUUUACAUAGGGAUGGAGGUGGCGAUUGCAGUCGCGUCUGUGAUCGGGAAUGUGAUGGUGGUUUGGGCGGUGAAAAUUAACAAAUCGUUGCGAGACAACACGUUUUGUUUCAUUGUCUCCCUUGCCCUGGCGGAUAUAGCAGUGGGAGCCCUCGUUAUCCCUUUGGCCAUUACGAUCAGCAUCGGACUCCAAACUCACUUUUACAGCUGCCUGCUCGUGGCGUGCACGGUGCUGGUGCUGACGCAAAGUUCAAUCCUGGCCCUCCUGGCCAUCGCAAUUGACCGCUAUCUCAGAGUCAAGAUCCCGACCAGGUACAAGCGAGUGGUGACCCCUCGGCGAGCGGGGCUGGCAGUGGUGAUAUGCUGGAUGGUGGCUUUCAUCGUGGGACUCACGCCCAUGUUUGGCUGGAACAACCUGAGUCGCCUCCAGCAGAACGGCUCCAUCAGCUCUGACCUCAUUAUCACCUGCCAGUUUGAAAACGUCAUCAGCAUGGACUACAUGGUCUAUUUCAACUUCUUCGGCUGGGUGCUGCCGCCGCUGCUGCUCAUGCUGGUCAUUUAUGCAGAGAUCUUCUACAUGAUCCACAAGCAACUUAACAAUAAGAAGUUCACCACCAGUCACUCAGACCCCAACAAGUACUAUGAUAAGGAGCUGAAUCUUGCUAAAUCGCUGGCUCUGGUUCUUUUUCUCUUUGCCAUCAGCUGGCUCCCCCUCCACAUCAUCAACUGCAUCACACUAUUCUACCCUGAGUGCGAGAAGCCCAUAGUCCUUCUCUACAUCGCCAUCCUGCUCACCCACGGCAACUCUGCUGUCAACCCAAUCGUCUACGCAUUCCGCAUUAAGAAGUUCCGCACGGCAUUCAGGAAAAUCUGGCAGCAUUAUCUCUGCUGCAAGGACACACCAGCUCUGGAGAUUCAGCCCAGUGACAAGAAAGAGAUGCCCAAUCCAGAGCCACUGCAGGCAACAUCACCGCAGCCCCUCCAGAAGAACAUCCUAAAAUCUGAUCCAACACAACAGCAGUUGCCUCCAACUGAGCAGCAGCAGGACCUGAGGACCGAACAACUACAGCAACCUAAAGAACAUCCGCCCUUACUGGAGCAGAAUGUAGUUUAA
Micropterus dolomieu (smallmouth bass) is the source of this 1137-nucleotide messenger RNA. Its product is annotated as adenosine receptor A1-like. The record is from RefSeq and is a predicted model, not a curated record. NCBI's taxonomy places the organism in Eukaryota, Metazoa, Chordata, Actinopteri, Centrarchiformes, Centrarchidae. Gene Ontology annotation, cellular component: dendrite; synapse; membrane. Gene Ontology annotation, molecular function: G protein-coupled adenosine receptor activity. The coding region runs from base 1 to 1137 and encodes 378 amino acids. The transcript has 2 exons. Gene Ontology annotation, biological process: G protein-coupled adenosine receptor signaling pathway.